Messenger RNA from Microplitis demolitor, 1728 nucleotides. RefSeq names its product homeobox protein Hmx (gene Hmx). Bases 1 to 1728 code for a protein of 575 amino acids. The transcript is spliced from 3 exons. Gene Ontology annotation, biological process: regulation of transcription by RNA polymerase II. Gene Ontology annotation, cellular component: nucleus. The record is from RefSeq and is a predicted model, not a curated record. NCBI's taxonomy places the organism in Eukaryota, Metazoa, Arthropoda, Insecta, Hymenoptera, Braconidae. Gene Ontology annotation, molecular function: RNA polymerase II transcription regulatory region sequence-specific DNA binding; DNA-binding transcription factor activity, RNA polymerase II-specific.
AUGUCGGCAGAGACCGAAAUAGAGGUAUCGGUCGUCUCCGAGGAAGAUUUGGAAGCCUCGCGUGGCAGCAGUUCGUCGCCGAAGCACUCCGAAAUGUUGCUGCAGGAUAAACAACGUCAUGGCUGCAACAUUCCCAGCCAUCCUUUCAGCUUCGACGUCGGCAAGGCUGCCUUGAGGCCGGCAUGCAAUGCUCACUACACGUCUUUCAGUAUAUCGAGUAUUUUAGGCCGGUCAGAAUCCCCGUCGGCGAAUGCCACGGCUGCUGUUAGCAUCGUCAACCGUUCGUCCGACGCGGAACGUGGAUCUCCACCAGCAGCUACCACCUCGCAAAAACUAGUCACCUCGUGUGGUUCUUCACCCACCGAAAGGAUACUGUCACCCACGUCAUUAAUACUCACCGGCAGUGGUGGUUCCGGCAGUGCUAGAUCAAUAGUCAGUCAGAGUACCACCGAAACACGUAAUAGUAAUCCUGCAACUGGAUUAUCAUGGAGUUCCGGUCCAACAACAAGUCCCCCGAGUUUUCCGGCUUCUGGAGACCACACUAAUCCGCUAAUGGGUCAUCAGGCGUCUGCGAAUCUCGCCAUGUUGUCAAGGCUGGGUCUGGUGUCCUCGCUGAUCGAGAGGUAUCCCAUAGGAGUGGGUGGUGUUUUUUUCCCAUCGACACUCCAACAUCUUCAACAGCAGCAUCACUCAAGACUUGCCGCCGUUGCAAGCUCGGCGCUCAGCAAUGCCGGCCAAUCGGAUGCCAGUGACGCUGAUGGAAUACGCGGAGUUUUACCGGGUAACGGAGGCUGGCCGUUUCCAUGGAGGCCGACUCAUGGAUUGCAAGCUCUUGAGCAUCCAUCCCCGAGCGACGUUAUUGGAUCACACAGUCGCGUUAGUCCACCCUCCGGGUCUUAUCUCAAACGAGAAGAUGACGAUGACAAUCCGUCGGACGAUCGUUUGCAUCGAGGCGGCCGGAGUCCAUCAAGUGGCGACGAAGUCCACGAUGACCUGGGCGACGUUGAUGACGGAAUGGAUGGCGACGACGGGGAGUCCCCCGGUUCCUCGGGUCACCAUGGGUCGAUCAAUGCCGGUGGUAACCAGGGCAGCCAAUCCAACGUAAACGGCCAAGACUCGAAUGUAAAACGGAAGAAAAAAACCCGUACCGUCUUCUCACGAUCGCAAGUAUUUCAAUUGGAAACGACUUUUGAGAUGAAACGGUAUCUUUCGUCGUCGGAACGCGCGUCUUUGGCAGCGUCGUUACGGUUAACAGAGACCCAAGUUAAGAUAUGGUUUCAAAACCGUCGGAAUAAGUGGAAACGUCAGUUAGCUGCGGAAAUAGAGGCCUCGAGUAUGGCACACGCGGCACAGCGGCUGGUACGCGUGCCAAUUCUGUACCACGAAGCAACUGCUGCCAACAACACAGUAGUCGCGACCUCUUCUGUCGGCAGCGGUGGACAACCGUCGAUCGUAACUGCGAAUCCACUGACAGCAACCAGCGGACCUCACUCAGUUGGCGUCACUGUUGGCGUUGGUACUUCUUGUGUGCCGUGUACGACAACGCCGUCAAUAUUUUAUUCCCCACAUGGGGCAGUAGCGGCCCAUCAUCAGCAUCAUCACCACCACCAUCAUCCACCGCCGCCACCGCACGUACAAGCCCACACACUGCUACCUCAUCAGGUGCAUCCGCAACCACCACCGCCCCCACCCCCACCCCCCAACUCUCAAGUCCAGUCGUCGCAAUAA